Hemicordylus capensis (graceful crag lizard) is the source of this 5417-nucleotide messenger RNA. RefSeq names its product probable chitinase 10. Gene Ontology annotation, cellular component: extracellular region. Gene Ontology annotation, biological process: carbohydrate metabolic process; chitin catabolic process. Lineage: Eukaryota; Metazoa; Chordata; Lepidosauria; Squamata; Cordylidae. Gene Ontology annotation, molecular function: chitinase activity; chitin binding. The transcript has 30 exons. Bases 1500 to 5318 code for a protein of 1272 amino acids. The record is from RefSeq and is a predicted model, not a curated record.
AUGGAGCAAGUAACUUUUCCCCAACAUCAGGAGAGCGGAACAUGUGAAUGUUGGGUCAGUGUUGGUCCUUAGUAACAAAACUAAUUGUAACACUUUCUAAAUACUUUCUGAAUGGGAGUUGGUUGUUUGAAGUCAAGAUUAAACUGGCAGAUAGUUGAGGGUUUAUAAUUUAUUUAUUUUUUUAAAUUCUGAUUAAAAUCAGAAUGCAUUAACUGGAAGCAAACACUGUUGAUUUAAACAGCUAACAUUAUAAAGUUACUAAGCUGUUGUCUCCCUGCCCCUCCCCACAUAUCCAUCAAAAGCGAGUAUAAAACUCUUCACUUUUCUUCUGAAAGGCAGUAGAUAGGUGCCAUUUGAAAACUUCUGGAGAAGGCGUUCCAGUGAUGAGAGGCCACUGCAGAAAAAGCCCAAUCAGGUCUGCAAAGAUGAUAAAAAUUGGGUAGGUUCAUGUGCAACAGGCAGUCCUUCAGGUGUCCUGUUCUCAAGCCUUUUAGGUUUGCUUCCAUCUAAAUUUUAUGUAGAAUCAGUGUUUGUGAGAGGCAUAUUAGAAUUGUUUUCUUCACUGUAUUUUAAAUAUUUUUGUUGUUGUUAAUUGGUUAUUACCUGCCCUAAGCCCUAGGGAUAGGCCAAUCUAUAGAUUUAAACUCCCAUGCUGUUGUGAUAACAGGUGCCUGGUAAGUGUGCAAGGGAACAGAGUGGCAGGCUAGAGCAUCUCCACCUCUGCUUGGAGGUCCAUAAUUAGAAGGGUGACUUAAAACUAGCAACCUCAUCAUUUUCACUUGAUUGUGCGAUUUCCAAAUGGAGGGUUCCCACAUUCCCCAAACCUGUUUACUUCUCUUUGUGAAGAUUAAUUACUGAGCGUCCUUGGGGCCUUGAGCAAGUUAGACAGAGCGUAGCAGCCUUAUCAAGAUUGUGAAAGCCUCCUACUUUUCUGUAAGCAGAAAAUUGGCUUCCCUCAGAUCUCAGUGGUUUAUGCAGGUCACAAAGUAUGGCUUCCCUCACAAGUAUGUUACUUGUGAGAAGAAGAGAGCUAAUUGGUUCCCUAAUGGCUAUGGCGGAUUAAUGUAGUAGCAAAUGUAGCACUUGCUAAGGGCCCUGUGUUUUUGAGGGCCCCGCAUGCCCGUUUUCAAACUGCCCUUUCUGCUUUGACUAGCAGACACUCUCCAGCGUGUGAAGCUGGAGACAGACCAGGCAGGCAGAUCAUCUGAAGCAGAGGCUAGGACAAAAUCAAAGGUGCGAGCAAGUCUUAAAAAAAGCAAACUGGGCCCUGGGAAAAGGGAGAGAGUGCAGGAGAGCAGAACAAAGAUACACAGAGAGAGCCCACACCUUUGCCAGGGAGACUUAGCCUUUGCUUUCAAAACCUAAAGCUGCAGGUAUGUUUUUGCCAGCUAUCCCACCUUCUUGAUUGCAGAUGUGUGGCUUCCACAGUGAUAAAGAGGCCUGGCGCCUCUAUAAAGGGCUACACAGUACAUCACCUGGAUGCUCCACCUGAAGGCAGCAUGGGGAAGGUGCUGCUGUGGGUUGGUUUGGCUGUUGUGCUGCAGUUGCAGCUCAGCUCUGCCUGCAAACUUGUUUGCUAUUUCACCAACUGGUCUCAGUAUAGGCCAGAGCCAGCAAAAUACUUUCCAAGUAAUAUUGACCCACAGCUCUGCACUCACCUGAUCUAUGCUUUUGCUACGAUGAAUGAAAAUAAGAUCGCCCCCUAUGAGUGGAAUGAUGAAGAUCGGCUCUUCCCAGAGUUCACUGCGUUGAAACAAAAGAAUUCCCAGCUGGUUCAGCUAUUGGCUAUUGGAGGGUGGAACUUUGGCACUCAGAAAUUCACCACAAUGGUUUCAACAGCAGCUAACCGCAAGACCUUCAUUGAUUCGGUGACUGUAUACCUCCGUAAAUUUGGCUUUGAUGGGAUUGACUUGGACUUUGAAUACCCAGGUUCUAGAGGCAGUCCCCCUGAGGACAAGCAACGCUUUACUAUCCUGAUUCAGGAAAUGCGGGAGGCCUUUAAGGCUGAGGCUGCUAGCUCGGGUCAACCUGGACUUCUGAUCACAGCAGCUGUGUCUGCUGGCAAAGGAACCAUUGAUGCUGCAUAUGAGAUGGCUAAGAUAGGAAACCUUCUAGAUUUCAUCAAUGUGAUGUCAUAUGACUUCCAUGGAGGCUGGGAUACCUUCACGGGCCACAACAGUCCAUUGUAUGAGGGAUCGGCAGACCAGGGUGACUUCAAGUUUUUCAACUGUGAAUAUGCAAUGAAAUACUGGAGGGAUAAUGGUGUUCCAGCUUCUAAGCUUCUAAUGGGAUUUCCCACCUAUGGGCGCACCUUCAGGCUUACUUCCAGUGACACAUCAGUGGGUGCCCCUGCUUCUGGGGCUGGCUCUUCUGGACCUUAUACCAGGGAAGCUGGUUUCUGGGCCUACUAUGAGAUCUGCACGUACAUAAGAGAUGCCACAGUAAACUGGAUCGAAGAUCAGAAAGUCCCAUAUGCCUACAAAGGGAAUGAAUGGGUUGGAUUUGACAACACUAGGAGUUAUGAAUACAAAGCCAAGUUUGUGAAGGAGAAUCAAUUUGGGGGUGCCAUGGUAUGGGCCAUUGAUCUGGAUGACUUCAGUGGUGGAUUCUGUGGUGAAGGAGCCUAUCCCUUAAUAAGCAAGCUGAAGAGUCUCCUGGCUGGGGGCUGUGGUAAUGGCGGUGUUGACCCACCUACUGAUCCUCCUACCAUACCUCCUGAAGAAACUACUCCUCUUCCUGAUGAAACCACGACUCAGCUUCCUGAAGAACCUACAACUCCUACACCAAGUGAAAAUCCUGAUGGUCAUCCAUGCAAAAUUGUAUGUUACUUCACUAACUGGGCUCAGUACCGCCCCGAACCAGCCAAAUACUUCCCCAGCAAUGUGGACCCAAAUCUGUGCACUCACCUCAUGUAUGCCUUUGCAACAAUGAAUGACAAUAAGAUUGCCCCUUACGAAUGGAAUGAUGAAGAUGUUCUUUUCCCCCAGUUCCAAGCGCUAAAGCAGAGCAAUGCUGCCUUGGUGACACUGCUGGCUAUUGGAGGAUGGAACUUUGGCACUCAGAAAUUCACCACAAUGGUUUCAACAGCAGCUAACCGCAAGACCUUCAUUGAUUCGGUGACUGUAUACCUCCGUAAAUUUGGCUUUGAUGGGAUUGACUUGGACUUUGAAUAUCCAGGUUCUAGGGGCAGCCCCCCUGAGGACAAGCAGCGCUUCACCAUCCUGAUUCAGGAAAUGAUAGCAGCUUUUGAACAAGAGUCCAAAGAAACUGGGAACAGGAGGUUAUUGGUGACAGCAGCUGUGUCAGCUGGCAAACCAACCAUUGAUGCUGGAUACGAAAUGGGAGAAAUAGGAAAAUACCUAGAUUUUCUUAAUGUGAUGUCCUAUGAUUUUCAUGGUGGUUGGGACUCCUUCACAGGGCACAAUAGCCCCCUGUAUGUUGGAUCUGCUGAUACUGGAGAUUACAAAUACUUCAACACUGAUUUUGCUAUGAGAUACUGGAGAGACAAUGGUGUUCCUGCUGGGAAACUUAUAAUGGGAUUUCCCACCUAUGGACGCACCUUCAGGCUCACUUCCUCAGACACUUCUGUUGGUGCUCCUGCCUCUGGGGCUGGCUCUUCUGGACCAUACACCCGUGAAGCAGGCUUCUGGGCUUACUAUGAGAUCUGCAGCUUUAUAAAGGAUGCAACUGUUGUUUGGAUUGAAGAUCAGUGUGUCCCCUAUGCCUACAAAGGUUCCGAGUGGGUUGGAUUUGACAACAAGACCAGCUUUGAAUGCAAAGCCCAAUAUGUGAAGAAAAACAAAUUUGGUGGAGGCAUGGUGUGGGCUAUUGACCUGGAUGACUUCAGUGGCUCCUUCUGUGGUGAAGGUCGUUACCCUCUAAUAAACACGUUGAAGAGCUCACUUUCAGGGAAUGGUUUGGCUAUUUUGCUGCAGCUGCAGCUUGGCUCUGCCUACAAACUUGUUUGUUAUUUCACCAACUGGUCUCAGUACAGGCCAGAACCAGCCAAGUAUUUUCCAAGCAACAUCGAUCCAAAUCUCUGUACUCAUUUGAUAUAUGCCUUUGCCACUAUGAAUCAAAAUAAGAUUGCACCUUAUGAAUGGAAUGAUGAAGAUCGACUCUUCCCAGAAUUCCAAGCACUUAAGCAAAAGAACUCCAACCUUGUCACACUGCUGGCUAUUGGAGGCUGGAAUUUUGGCACUCAGAAGUUCACUGAAAUGGUUGCUUCAGCUGCCAAUCGUAAAAUCUUCAUUGAUUCAGUAACUGAAUAUCUCUGUAAGUUUGGUUUUGAUGGGAUCGACCUGGACUUUGAAUACCCAGGCUCUAGGGGCAGCCCUCCUGAAGAUAAGCAGCGCUUCACUGUCCUGAUUCAGGAAAUGUUGACUGCUUUUGAGAACAAUAAAUGUAAUGGGAAGAGGCUUUUAAUCACAGCUGCUGUAUCUGCUGGCAAAGGAACCAUUGAUGCAGGAUAUGAAAUAGCUGAGAUAGGAAAACGUCUAGAUUUCAUCAGCGUAAUGUCUUAUGACUUCCACGGAGGCUGGGAUACCACCACAGGACACAAUAGCCCCUUGUAUGUGGGAUCCAAAGAUCAGGGUGAUUUCAAGUAUUUCAACUGUGAUUUUGCCAUGAAGUACUGGAGGGAUAAUGGUGUUCCAGCUUCAAAGCUUCUUAUGGGAUUCCCUACCUAUGGACGCACCUUCAGGCUCACUUCCUCGGAUACUUCUGUUGGUGCUCCUGUAUCUGGGGCUGGCUCAGCUGGACCCUAUACCCGUGAGGCAGGCUUCUGGGCUUACUAUGAGAUUUGCACCUUUUUAACAACUGCCACGCAAGAAUGGAUUGAUGAUCAGAAAGUCCCAUAUACCUACAAGGGGAAUGAAUGGGUUGGCUAUGACAACAUUUGCAGCUACAAACACAAGGUCAAGUACUUGAAGGACAACAAUUUUGGAGGUGCCAUGGUUUGGGCCAUUGAUCUGGAUGAUUUUCUGGGCACUUUCUGCAAUGAAGGAAAAUAUCCUCUAAUAAGUGAGCUGAAGAGACUUCUUGAAACAAAUGAGCCCAUUGAGCCAAACUGCCCUCUUGGUGGAGGUACAAUUCCUCCAGAUACUGAUACAACUACAACUGUUGGUCAGCCAGAUACUACUACAACUGUGGGACCACCAGUGCCUGAUAACUUUUGUGCAGACAAACCAGAUGGUAUCUAUGCUGACCCAGAAGACAAUAGGAAGUUCUACCAAUGUUUUAACCAUCAGAGUUUCAGCUUCAACUGUCCCAGUCAAUUGAUUUUUGAUGACAGCUGCAAGUGCUGUGUCUAUCCUUAAGAUGGUUUCCAACAAAGAGAGAUGAGUAAAAUUGUGUAGUUCUAUGGCCCACAGCAGACCACCCCACUUUCUUUGCAAAUAAAAUCCAGCAUGACUAAA